Messenger RNA from Fusarium tjaetaba, 1059 nucleotides. RefSeq lists its product as uncharacterized. The transcript is spliced from 2 exons. The record is from RefSeq and is a predicted model, not a curated record. NCBI's taxonomy places the organism in Eukaryota, Fungi, Ascomycota, Sordariomycetes, Hypocreales, Nectriaceae. The coding region runs from base 1 to 1059 and encodes 352 amino acids.
AUGAGUGGCGCGUCUUUGCCCGGUGAACGCUUCUCCUUAGUCGCAUCCUUCUACGGCCCCGGAAACAUCGCCUCGUGGCUCUGCAUGGUGAUAUCCGUCCUGACCACUUGGUGCUUGAAUGCAGAGUAUCGUCGUAAAGAUAGCAUCAGCGCAGAUCUCGUUGCCGUUUUAGCAGUGCCAGGUGUUGCAGCCGGUCACGCCAUCUACAUGCUUUUCUUUGGCGGUUCAAACCAUGAAUCGAUCCUGCAUCUCUUUACCAGUGCAGAUUCAGAAGUAGUGAAGCAUGCGGCGGCUGCAGAGGCGGCUCUCGACGUAUGCGAAACAUUUUCUGCGAUAGCACUCGUUCUGGUGUUCGUCUCCAUGUUCUUCGGUCAUCUGAAGCGUACACUGGCCGUCGUUGCUGUUGGUCUACUGGCUUUCUCGACCGAGGCAGUUGUAUUCACACAAAUGAGGGGAGUCAGUGUAUCGGACACCAAUUUAACGCGUCCAUUUCUCUUCAACUUCUUCGAGGUCAUGGUGUCCCUUGUGGUCUUUGUGGCAGUAUGGCUUACUGCCUUCAGUUGUCUUAUAAUGUGGCUACGCUUAGGCGUAGUCGAGGAACCCGCGGAACAAAUAGAGAUGGAGUCCGCCGAUAUCGAGCUCGAAAUAGAAGUGAGGGCAGCCCUGAGGGGACAGGCUAUGGAUGUAGAUUCGGCAGUGCGGUGGGAGAAUCAACAACAAUCCGCCAUGGCACUCCAGCUCGCCGAGGAAGAAGGCCGAGAUGAAGGUCCAAUGCGCCUCUACAAGCACGCCCUUUGGAGUGUUUGGAGAAACCAGCUUCAUACCAUCGCCGAGCUCAGGUGCUACCGUCCUGUUCUUCGUUCCAAGAACCACGACGGAUAUUACAGAGCUGGACCAGAUGGUGUCGCUCUGUAUUGGCAUCAUCACCCUUCUGUUCAGUCUUUGGGGUACGCUCAAAUCUCGAAAGAAGGAAGAGUCGAGGGCCCGGCAAAGGACCCGGCAGCAAGCAGCACAGUAUCGGAGGAACUGGCGCCAAAGACGGUUGAAUGCUGGGCUUAA